AUGCUGGAGGAGCGUGUGGCCCCCCCGGGGCGUUGGCAGCGGCGCUGGCGGAUCUCCCGGCAAAAGCAGCCAGCCGAGGAGAGUCCUGCGGCCGCUCUCACCCCAGAUGGCCAGGAGGCAGAGAGCGAAGACAGCAAAUCCCAGCCCAAGCGGUUACACGUCUCCAACAUCCCCUUCCGCUUCCGUGACCCCGACCUGCGGCAGAUGUUUGGGCAAUUCGGGAAGAUCCUAGACGUGGAAAUCAUCUUCAACGAACGCGGCUCCAAGGGUUUUGGCUUCGUGACCUUCGACAGCAGCCAGGAUGCGGACCAGGCGCGAGAGAAGCUAAACAGCACCGUUGUGGAGGGCAGGAAAAUUGAGGUGAACAACGCCACGGCCCGUGUGGUCACCAAGAAGCCUCCGGCAGCGCCUGCGGUGAACGGUUGGAAGAUCAACCCCUUGGUUGGCACUGUCUACGCCCCCGACCUCUACACAGUGGCCACCAUCCCCUACCCGAUGGUGGCCCCGGCGGCGCUGGCCUAUCGCGGGGGCCUGCGGGGCCGUGGCCGAGCCAUCUACAGCCCGAUCCGGGCAGCUCCCGCCCCGUCGCCCGUCCCUGCCUACGGGAGUGUGGUGUACCCGGAUGGGCUGUAUGGCACCGAUGUCUAUGGCUAUGCAGCUUACCGUGUGGCACAACCCCCUGGGGCGGCGGCAACGGCAGCGGCGUACACCGACGGGUACGGCCGGAUCUACACCACGGCGGAUCCUUACCACCACGCCGUCACUCCAGCCUAUGGCGUCGGGGCCAUGGCCAGCCUGUACCGCGGAGGGUACAACCGCUUCACGCCGUACUGAGGAACCGAGGGCCGGCGGCCGUGACGGGAAGGGGCCUGGGCAGUGGGCUCUGAGCUCUCGGUGUGGAUAGCGACGGGCACGUUCCAUCGAGUUCCCUGCUCCCAACACAGAGUGUCCCGGACGGGUCGGGACACCCAGUCCUAGCACCCCAGACCCGUUACCCAGAAUCCCCUGGGGGGAACCCCAACUGGCACCAGCACCGUGUUAUCCAGAAUCUGCUGGGGGGCCCCCCCGCCUGGUCCCAGCGUCCUGUUACCCAGAAUCUCCCCGGGGAACUCUACCCGGCCCCAGUGUCCUGUUACCCCAGAUCCUGCCUGGCCCCCGGUCCCCUGGCCCUAGAGACAAUGGGGUGGUACAUGCAGAGAGGGGAGCGCUGCUCCCCCCAGGCAGUGGAGAUGAGGGUGAAUUUGGCCAGUGUUUAAUAUCCGAUGCCUGCGUCACACCCGGGGCAGGAUGGGGCCGUAAAGGGGUCACCGAGUGGGGCUCGGGAAAGGGGGGUUUGGUCUUUCCCAACCGUCCCAGACGUUCAGGACUCUCUUCUGUCUUGCCUCCCCCCACGGUUCACCCCUCUUAAAAACGACGUCAACCUCAUGAAUGCGCUCGCACCAGGGCUUAAAUUCAGCCGCUGCCGUCCGGAGCGGAGCUCUGGGCAAUAUUUUCCAACCCCCCUGGAGUUUUUAUAGCAUGUUGGGGCGCGGGAGGCGUUGGGGGGAGGGAAAUACUCCCUGAGAAUUUUAGCCCUGGCUUGCACGCAUGAGUAAAUGACAGCAAACGCGUGUCUAAUACAGACGUGUGAAUCCACACGGGACGUUACUGGAGAAUAUCGUCUCUCGAGCAGCCAAACCAGGCCUUGUCUGUAUGAAAUUGGAAUGAUUUGGCUGGGGCCUUUUAUGUCGCCUGUUGUAAAACUGGACAACUAUCUAGAUGAGUUGACGUCCCCCCGGAAGACGUCCGCGUACCCCCCCGGUUGAAAGCCACUGCCACGGAAAAAAGAAAAACCGGGGAAAUUCUAAACCUGGGGCUGUUCCCAAGGGUCAGGGCCCGGGAUCGCGGCCAGAGGCCUCAGGCAGCCGCUACGCAGGGAAGGUGAGACUGAAUCUCCCAGCAUCUCGCCCUGGGCUCAGGGACCCGACGUUGACUGAAUUCCUUUUCCAACUAGCGCCCGUCUCUCUCAGCUCCCUACCCCGCCUCGCUCCAUUUCGCUGCAGCUUUCUCCCCCGCUCCUGUGUCCUGCAUGCGUCCUGCGCUCUUUGAGCGCCGCACUGGUCUUUUGUGUUCAGCAAACACUAGGCUGGGGGCCUGGCCCAUGUGCUGGCCCGGGCCGGGGUCGCGUUGAAAGCAGGUUGAGCGGCGAGAGGUUUGAACCGUGGCGGAUUUCAGGGUUUCUCCCGGCGCCCGAGCCAGGCCUCGCCCCAGCGCAGUCUCUCAGGGAAAGCACUCAACUGCCAAAGCCUCUCUCCUGGCCCCGUUUUCUUGUGCCGUAAUAAAGCACUGAUCUCGGCUCUGCUCUACGGCCUUUCGCUUUCACGCUCUGUCUCUCUCGUGCUGUGUGUCUGUCUCCCUCCCUCCCACUGCUGGUUCCUGGCAGGGCUGCGGGGCCCCGGGGCUACAGCGAGGCCAACCCCCCAGCGGCUUCGCCCAGGCCUGGCUUGGUGCCUGCGGGCGGGUGCAGCCCCCGCUGCCCUGUGCCACCCGGGAGAAGGACCCAGCUUGUGAGGGGAUGGGGGUGUGUGAGAUGCAGGGUCCCCCCUCACCCAAGCUGCCCCGGUCGCCCUCCAGCGUGUGUGUGUGUGUGUGUCACAGACAGACCCUCCGGCAAAGGCAAGGGAGGGGGGCGAUGCAGGGACCCCUCUGUCUGCUCUGACGUGGCUCGGGGUCUUUCUCCCCUUCGCUCGCCCGGCGGCUUGCGCUAGCUCUCUCUCUCUUUAGCUCCGGCCCGUUCGCCCCCCCCCACCUUGCUCGCCUGUUUCUUUUGCUCGCCCAGCUGCAGGCGCUCGCUCGCUGAGCCCUGCUCUCUCCUGGCUUCUCGUCCCAGCGCUGGCCACACAACCUCGCCCCCGGCGCGCCCCUCUGCUCCAGUCCCUGUCCCGCGCCGGCUCGCUUGCCCCGACACGCCCGUUUCUUGCUCGUCCAGCCUGUCUCUUGCUCGCUUGGCUCUGCCCUCCCCCCCCCCGCCUUUGCUCACCCUGCCGAUCUGUCUCGUUUCUGGCCACACAGCGCUGGCCCCACCGGCGCUUACAUCGGCCUGUCAUGUCGCUCGGGGUGAUGUAGCCCGGCCUUGAUCUCGCUUCCUCUUCCUUGCGCUUGCUGGGCUGCUCAGAUGCUCUCUCCUGCCACGUUCUCUCUCUCCCCCCUGCUCCGCCUUUUACUUCCCCCUGGCCUCACCCCUUUCGCUCACGCCUUUGCCAGCCUGGCUUCUCGCUCUCUGGCUCCUGCUCCGCUGUUUGCUUGCCCGGCUGCACGCGCUUGUUCUCUCUUGCUUGCUUGUCAGUCGCUCGCUGGCUCCUUUGCUCAAGUGCUCGCUUGCUCUCCUCUGCUUGCUGCUGUCUCUUCCCUCGCUGGCUGCUCGCGUGCGCUCGCCUCUGCUUGCUCUUGACUUGACUUGCCAUCAGCUGUCUCUCGCUCUCUCUCUGCUCCGGUUUGCUCUCUUUCUCUGCUGUUGCGCCCUCUCUUGCUUGCCCCUUUGCUCACCCGCCUGCUGCAUGCUCGCUCGCUCUGUUUCUCCGCUCGUUCGCUUUCUCUUUCGCUCGCUCUUGCUCGGCCCGUUUGCUCAUCCCGCCUCUCUCGCCUUGUCGUGCUCGCUUUCUCUCUCUCCGUCUCUCCCCUGGCCGCACGCUCGCCGCCGGAACCUGAAGGCAGGGCAGGGAAUCCCCCCCACACACACUUUUAGAAGUGGGAGGGUCGUCCCCCCUGGCUUUUUCACAAAAGAAACAGAAGCACAGAAUUCAUGUCCCCUGCAGAUUUUCUUUCCCCCCGCCCCGUAGAAUAAUCGAUUCUGCCGGGGAGGCGCUGCAAUGACACCUUUUGCUCACCAGGGGCUGCUGUGGUGCCAGAAGCGAGGGCAGCCGGCUCACCGCUGGAGCAGCCAGUUGUGGCGAGAGUGGGGGCACUUUGGAUUUUGAUUAUUCUACGGGGCGGGGAAAAGAAAAUCUGCGGGGGACGUGAAUUCUGCGCUUAUGUUUCUUUUUUCUCUCCUCGCCAGGCCCUCUGUCUUUCGCUUGCUUGCGCCUCUUUGCACGCUGUCUUGCUUGCUUUGGGCAGGGCCCAUUUUCAGGAGCCGCUCGAAGCUGACGGCGGGAGAGGGCUCUCAAUGAAUCCGCCCCCAACGAGCGGCGGUAGCUGUGUCGGUGGGAGAAGCUCGGGGAGGUCCACACCGGCGCUUAGGUCGGUGUAACUGAUGUCGCCCGAGGUGUGUGCAUGUGGUUUUUCCGCACCCCUGAGCGACUUAAGUUACACCCACCUAAGCUGUAGGGUAGACAUAGCCUCACGGGGUCCCCCAGCUGGCCGGUCAGGGGCGUUCUGGGUAAGGGCUAGUAUUUGGGGUGAGAGGAGCUGGUCUGGGGGUGUUGUAUUAGUAUUUAGGGCCUGGGGCUGCUUAUUUCAUCUCCUCCCCUCUUCCCUGAUUUUCUACAAUCAUCAGCUUGUUCUAGGAGUGUCUCAUCUGCCUGCUCGGCAGCUCGUUUUCUCUCUCCCUCGCUGUCCCUGAUACAUCAGCCUGCUCCAUGACUGUUUUCUUGUCAACCCUAUCUCUAUUGUAUGUGUGAGGGGGGCGGGAGUUUUGCAAGCCUGUUCCCUCCUGGGGUAGUUGCAUCAGGAGCCCUGGGCUGUCAGCUGCUGCCAGAUUUUUAGCACCGUGUUCAUGAGAGAGGGGGGCAGUGGGGUUUAAAUGUGGGGGGCAGCCGGUGCCCCAGUGCAGCCAGCAGGUUGCGUAGGGGGUAUGGUACUAGCAAAGGCCUCCCACAAUAGUGCUGCAGGGGGAUCCAUCCAAAGACAGGGCCAGGCUGGGCCCUAGAGGCAGGGGGAAGAUGCUGGGGGCAAACCUGAGUCUGUGAAUAGGUCCCAUUCUUCCAAAAGGACAGUUCCUCACACCUGUAUUGCAGCUAAUCAAACGCCCACCGUUCCUUUCUGGCUGCUUCACCUGCUGCCAAUGACAAAAACGAUGCUUUUCGGACAAUGCUUUGUUUCCCCCCUCUGUCUUUGCAACUGUGCCCCCCGCCCCGCAAACCAGCUGCCUGGAGGCACUUGUAGAAAAAUGACCCUUUGCUGGGGCCUUGAACAUUUGCUAGAAAUCAGCAGUGUGCCCUAUGGAACGGCACAGUGAUGUGCGGGUGCUCUGUUGAAAUGCUCCUUGAUGUCCCGUGAAAUGAUUUACUCCCAAGGAGGGAACCUGUUUCUGGCUCCCAAUUUCUCCUCCUGCCGCACUUGGUUUUUCACCCCUCCCCCCAAUAAAGUUUUUUGUUUCACUGGGAA
Terrapene triunguis (Three-toed box turtle) is the source of this 5304-nucleotide messenger RNA. Its product is annotated as RNA binding protein fox-1 homolog 1-like. Gene Ontology annotation, cellular component: cytoplasm; nucleus. Lineage: Eukaryota; Metazoa; Chordata; Testudines; Emydidae. The transcript is spliced from 12 exons. Bases 1 to 834 code for a protein of 277 amino acids. Gene Ontology annotation, molecular function: mRNA binding. The record is from RefSeq and is a predicted model, not a curated record. Gene Ontology annotation, biological process: regulation of alternative mRNA splicing, via spliceosome; nervous system development.